GUUUGGCCGUUGGAGCGGACGCUUGGGACCGGUGAGUGCGGGAGGUGAAGGGGAAGCCGCCGCCGCCGCCGCUCAGCCCUGCCCUCGCCAGGUGAGCGAAGAUGGCCCGCACCAAGCAGACCGCCCGCAAGUCCACCGGCGGGAAGGCCCCGCGGAAGCAGCUGGCCACCAAGGCCGCGCGGAAAAGCGCCCCGUCCACCGGCGGCGUCAAGAAGCCCCAUCGUUACAGGCCCGGCACCGUGGCCCUCCGGGAGAUCCGCCGGUACCAAAAGUCCACGGAGCUGCUGAUCCGGAAGCUGCCCUUCCAACGGUUGGUGCGGGAGAUCGCGCAGGACUUCAAGACGGACCUGCGGUUCCAGAGCGCGGCCAUCGGCGCUCUCCAGGAAGCGAGCGAAGCCUACUUGGUGGGCCUCUUCGAGGAUACCAACCUGUGUGCCAUCCAUGCCAAAAGAGUCACCAUCAUGCCCAAAGACAUCCAGUUGGCCCGCCGGAUACGGGGAGAAAGAGCCUAGGCGACGGCGGUUUUUACGGUGUUUUUGUAGUCAAUCCUGUAAAAUACUUUGGUUUUAAUUUGUGACUCUUUGGUUUUUUGUUUUUUUUUUUUUUUUGUAAGAAAAUUGUUUAUAAUACGUUGCAUUUGUACUUAAAGUCAUUCCAUCUUUCACUCAGGAUGAAUGCUGAGGUGACUGUUCCCAGACCCGCCGGGCUGGGGGGGGGCCCAGUGGCUCAGGAAGGACAAGUUGCUCAAUAUGCAGAAGGGAUGGGUGAUCUUUCUUGCUUCUCAUGCAUGUUUCUGUACGUUCAUGACUCGGUGGGUAGCUCGAAUCGUAAGGUACUAGAAUCGAUCUAAAUGUGUACAGGGUCCUUUUGCAAUAAAACUGGUUAUGACUUGAUCCAAGUGUUUAACAAUUGGGGCUGUUAAGUCUGACCAUCACUGUGAUCGAACGUGGCUCUCCCGGAGGCGAAGAUCCGACCCUUCACCACAGUGUCACUUACAGUUUCCUAAAGACGUAAACCUGGCAGCUAGAGAAUACACUAUGUGCAUUUAUAAUAGCUAUUUUCUAUAUUGUAGUGUCGACAUUUUUAAAUUAAAUGUUUUACAUUCACA
Tachyglossus aculeatus (Australian echidna) is the source of this 1108-nucleotide messenger RNA. RefSeq names its product histone H3.3A. The record is from RefSeq and is a predicted model, not a curated record. Gene Ontology annotation, cellular component: nucleosome. The transcript has 3 exons. Lineage: Eukaryota; Metazoa; Chordata; Mammalia; Monotremata; Tachyglossidae. Gene Ontology annotation, molecular function: DNA binding; protein heterodimerization activity; structural constituent of chromatin. Bases 102 to 512 code for a protein of 136 amino acids.